Molecule: messenger RNA, 5313 nt
Organism: Serinus canaria (Common canary)
Lineage: Eukaryota; Metazoa; Chordata; Aves; Passeriformes; Fringillidae
Gene: MBTPS1
Product: membrane bound transcription factor peptidase, site 1
Exons: 24
Coding region: 1530-4712 (1060 amino acids)
Biological process (GO): proteolysis
Cellular component (GO): Golgi apparatus
Molecular function (GO): serine-type endopeptidase activity
Source: RefSeq, a predicted model, not a curated record
CUCCGGGGCGGCCUCGCCCGCCGUCGCGGCGUGGGGCGCUCCCCGCCGGCUGUCACUUCACCUCCUCCCUGGCCGGGCCGGGAGCGGCGGCGCUGCCCCGCACGGUGCCCGGCCGCCCUCACUGCGCCUUUAGUCCGGCCGCGCGGUACCGGGCCCGGGCUCGCUGGUCUCACUGUGGUACUGGCGGAGCUGCCCGGACGGGACGGUGCUGCUGCGCUGCAGCAUCCUUGCGGCGUGCCCAGCCCGCGGGAUGGAGGGGGCCCCUCGCUUCGGCAGGAGCAGGGAGUGACUCCGAGCGGAGCUCCUCCGGGGCAGGGGCAGGUUGGCAAGUGUCAGUCCCGUCCUAACUUCACGGUGUGGGUGUUAAACAGAUCAAACCUGUGGGCGUGCUGCUCCUUUGCUCUUAGUAUCCAUCGUACUUCGUUAUCGUGCUUACAUACAACCUGUUAUUAGCCACAAGGGUGUUUAUUUUACUCAUGUGUGUGGUUGUUUUAUUUUAUUGCUAUAGGGGUUAUUAACCGAUGAAGUGAUAAGGCAGGCAGAGCUUAGCCAAGGCCAGAAGUCAGUGCCUUGUAACUGUGGAGUUAGGAAUGAAGAGGUAACUUUAUAACUGCUCCCAGUCUGUCAUGGUGUUGUCAGUCAAAUAAAAAUAGAGGUAAUUUCUGUCCCUAUUACAAGGAAAUACUUGAUAAUACUAAAUAAAGUUAAAUGAAAAUGAAGUUACAGCUGUUGCAUUCAGACUUGAUUCAUCUGCUGUGCUGUGGGAUCAGCCCAUCAUUCCCUAAAUCCUGUGAAUUCCCUAGUAAGGCCCCUACGUUCCAGUCCUGGUCACAGCUGCAAUGCACAGUUCUGUUCUGCUUCCCCAGGUGCUGUGACAAACCAGACAUUAAUGUUUCUCUUUUCUUGUCUUUUAAUGGCCUUGUAUUUCUCAGUUGCUGGUUGACUGUCUGGAAUUCAGAAGAAUACUUGCGUUGCAAUUUUUCUUGAGUGUAUUAUGCACUUUGGAACAUAAGGGAGAGAGGCUGUGCCUCCAAGUGGAAACACUUUCAACACCUUCCUUUGACUUCACAUGCUGUUAUCAGCUCUAACUUCCUCAGGUUAAUACCCAAGUGCUUCACAUGUGCUCUGCUCUGAACAAGGGAAAAACUUCAGUGUUGGUGAACAAUUGCAAAUUAAAUAGGAGGAACUUUUUUCCCUGUUAUUUCUAAAACAAACUACCAAAGGUUGCCUUGCAAUCAGCUUUGCUAAUUCUUCUAGGGAGUUAACUUUGCCAUCAGAAAUGGAGUACAGGACUCAGCUGCCACAUCCUGAGUGACUGAAUCAUUUAAUGCAAAAUGGAGAAGAAGCGGAGAAAGAAAUGAGCCUGUUCACUGGGCUUGACCUGAAAAAACCAUGAAAUCUCUACUCAUUUUGGACCCAGCUUUGAGAAUACCCAGUUGAGCAACACAGUGAAAGCGACGUUUGCUGAAACAAAAAUGAACUAGUUUAUAAGGAAGAAAAUUGUGAUUUGAAUAUAUGGAAUUUUUGGAAUGAAACCAUUUUCUUCUAUGACCAUGAGGUUUGCAAACAUCUGGCUUGUUCUGUUUGUUAUUUUACUCUGUGGCAAAAAACACUUUGGUACCAGAGCAGGGAAUUCCUCUCAUGAGGCUCAUGUGUGUCCUGGAUGUUCUCGUCUCACUUUGAAAGUGGAGUUCACUUCGACCGUCGUGGAGCAUGAGUAUAUUGUGGCUUUUAAUGGAUACUUCACAGCUAAAGCUCGAAGUAAAUUUAUUUCAAGUGCAUUAAAAAGUGGUGAUAUUGAGAACUGGAGGAUUGUACCUCGCAACAACCCGGCCAGUGACUAUCCGAGCGAUUUUGAAGUUAUUCAGAUCAACGAGAAGCAGAAGGAUGGAGUGCUCACACUGGAAGAUCACCCAAACAUCAAGCGUGUCACACCUCAGAGGAAGGUCUUUCGGUCACUCAAGUAUUCAGAGUCUGAUCCAGUGCUGCACUGCAAUGAGACCAGGUGGACUCAGAAGUGGCAGUCAUCACGGCCCUUGAGAAGAGCGAGUCUUUCUUUGGGCUCUGGCUUCUGGCACGCCACAGGCCGGCACUCGAGCAGGCGCCUGCUGAGAGCCAUCCCUCGCCAGGUCGCUCAGACCUUGCAGGCAGAUGUCCUCUGGCAGAUGGGUUACACAGGUGCUGGUGUGAGAGUAGCAGUGUUUGAUACUGGUCUGAGUGAGAAACAUCCACAUUUCAAGAAUGUAAAGGAGAGAACAAACUGGACUAAUGAGAGAACCUUGGAUGAUGGUUUAGGCCAUGGGACUUUUGUAGCAGGUGUGAUAGCCAGCAUGAGGGAAUGCCAGGGGUUUGCUCCAAAUGCUGAACUGCACAUUUUCAGAGUGUUCACCAAUAAUCAGGUCUCAUAUACUUCUUGGUUUCUGGAUGCUUUUAAUUAUGCAAUUUUAAAGAAGAUAGAUGUACUGAAUCUGAGUAUUGGUGGGCCAGACUUCAUGGAUCACCCGUUUGUUGACAAAGUUUGGGAGCUGACUGCCAACAAUGUCAUCAUGGUCUCUGCUAUUGGCAACGAUGGCCCUUUAUAUGGAACUCUCAAUAAUCCUGCUGACCAGAUGGAUGUGAUUGGAGUCGGUGGCAUUGACUUUGAGGAUAAUAUAGCUCGCUUUUCAUCGAGGGGAAUGACCACUUGGGAGCUGCCUGGAGGUUAUGGCAGAGUGAAGCCUGAUAUUGUUACUUAUGGCUCUGGAGUGAGAGGGUCUGGUAUGAAAGGUGGCUGCCGCUCCCUCUCUGGGACAAGUGUGGCAUCUCCUGUGGUGGCAGGUGCUGUCACUCUCUUAGUGAGCACAGUUCAGAAGCGUGAAAUGGUGAAUCCAGCAAGUAUGAAGCAGGCCCUUAUUGCAUCAGCACGGAGACUUCCUGGAGUCAACAUGUUUGAACAAGGACAUGGCAAAUUGGAUCUUCUAAGAGCUUAUCAGAUCCUCAACAGCUAUAAACCACAGGCCAGUUUGAGUCCAAGCUAUAUUGACUUGACUGAAUGUCCCUACAUGUGGCCCUAUUGUUCUCAGCCCAUAUAUUAUGGAGGGAUGCCAACUAUUGUUAAUGUUACUAUCCUUAAUGGCAUGGGAGUCACUGGGAGAAUUGUAGACAAGCCAGACUGGCAGCCCUAUCUGCCCCAAAAUGGGGAUAACAUUGAAGUGGCUUUCUCCUAUUCCCCAGUCUUGUGGCCUUGGUCUGGAUACUUGGCAAUUUCCAUCUCUGUGGCCAAGAAAGCAGCAUCUUGGGAAGGCAUUGCUCAGGGUCAUGUUAUGAUCACAAUAUCAUCCCCUGCAGAAAAUGAAUCUAAGAAUGGUGCAGAGCAGACUUCAACAGUGAAGCUUCCAAUAAAAGUGAAGAUUAUUCCUACUCCACCUCGUAGCAAGCGAGUCCUCUGGGAUCAGUACCAUAACCUCCGUUACCCACCAGGAUACUUCCCCAGGGAUAAUUUGAGGAUGAAGAAUGAUCCAUUAGAUUGGAAUGGUGACCAUAUCCAUACAAACUUCAGGGACAUGUACCAGCACCUCAGGAGCAUGGGCUACUUUGUUGAGGUUCUUGGUUCCCCAUUUACCUGUUUUGAUGCAAGUCAGUAUGGAACUUUGCUGAUGGUGGACAGUGAGGAAGAAUAUUUCCCUGAAGAGAUCACCAAGUUGAGGAGGGAUGUUGACAAUGGACUUUCACUAAUAGUCUUUAGUGACUGGUACAACACGUCUGUGAUGAGAAAAGUCAAGUUUUAUGAUGAAAACACAAGGCAGUGGUGGAUGCCUGAUACUGGAGGUGCUAAUAUACCAGCUCUCAAUGAUCUGCUUUCUGUCUGGAAUAUGGCCUUUAGUGAUGGGCUGUAUGAAGGAGAUUUUACCUUGGCAAGCCAUGAAAUGAAUUACGCGUCAGGGUGCAGUAUUGCAAAGUUCCCAGAAGAUGGCAUCGUCAUUGCACAGACCUUCAAGGAUCAAGGUCUUGAAGUUUUAAAACAGGAGACUUCUGUGAUUGAACACGUCCCAAUUCUGGGGCUGUACCAAGUUCCCUCGGAGGGCGGCGGCAGAAUUGUUCUGUAUGGCGACUCCAACUGCCUGGACGACAGCCACCGGCAGAAGGAUUGCUUUUGGCUGCUGGACUCCCUGCUGCAGUACACGUCCUACGGGGUGAUGCCGCCGAGCCUCAGCCACUCGGAGCACCGGCAGCGGCCGCCCUCGGGAGCCGGCUCCUCCCUCCCCGAGCGCAUGGAAGGUAACCAUUUGCAUCGAUACUCAAAGGUGCUCGAGGCUCAUUUGGGAGACCCUAAACCCCGGUCCCUUCCUGCUUGUCCUCACCUGUCCUGGGCCAAACCACAGCCUUUAAAUGAAACUGCCCCCAGCAACCUUUGGAAACAUCAAAAAUUACUGUCAAUUGACCUUGAUAAAGUGGCACUGCCCAGUUUUCGACAGAACCGACCCCAAGUAAGACCAUUGUCCCCUGGAGAAAGUGGAGCAUGGGACAUUCCUGGAGGUAUAAUGCCGGGCCGGUACAACCAGGACGUGGGACAGACCAUUCCUGUCUUUGCCUUUCUCGGUGCCAUGGUGGUCCUGGCCUUCUUUGUGGUGCAGAUCAACAAAGCCAAGAGCAGGCCAAAGAGACGGAAACCGCGCGUGAAGCGGCCGCAGCUGAUGCAGCAGGUUCAUCCACCAAAGACACCUUCUGUGUGAAAGCUCUGCCUUGCCAAAGAUGACCUCCUGUGGCUCCUUGCUUUCCAGGGCCAUGGAUCGCUCACAGUGGAGGUGCAGCGAGCGUGCACCUGACAUCAUCUCAUAGUCUUUGGUUUGUGGAGAGAAAAAAAGAACCUCAGCUGAUCGUCUGUACAUAAAACUGCAGCUUUAAGCAGCUGAAGCCACCAAAGACUUGAAUACUCUUGAAAUGGCUGCUUAGUCACUACGUAUCCCAAGAGGGGGAAAAUGGACCUUUUUUUUAAGCUGACCAAACUAAAUUUUAUUUGUUUAGAGGCUAUUUUCUAUAUUUAUUGUUGGGGAGGGCGGGGGAAAAGUCACUUUAAGGACCUCUGCUAAGGAAAAACAAGUGCAUUUUUUUGGAUGGAAUUCAAUUUUCUAGAAUGGUUCUAUGCUGAAGAGUAUAAUGUGCACCAUUAAAGGAGGAAGGGACUGAGAGAGACCAGUACAAAUCAGUGAGGCAUACUCCUGCAGUUUAUUUUUAUAAAGCCAACUACCAUGAUGUUUUGUAAUUUUUGGUCACGAUUUCACCGUUGUUGGUGAAGCAGAUUUUUCAAUAAAUAUGUUAUCUAUAUGAAGCAAA